Messenger RNA from Adineta ricciae, 1134 nucleotides. The record is from the annotation of a GenBank genome assembly. Lineage: Eukaryota; Metazoa; Rotifera; Eurotatoria; Adinetida; Adinetidae.
AUGGAAGCAUCAAACGAUAUCAUUUUACCAACCAAUAUAAUCAAACAAAUCAGUGAAGAAAUGAGUGGAAAAGAUCUCUUUCAUUUUACACUUGCAACGUAUUAUUAUCUUGAUAUCACUGAUUACCAUUUGAUAAAGUUGCUUCACAAUCGACCAAAUAUCUCUUUGACAAGUGAAAUCGAGUCACUCAUUCGUAUGUCCAAAUCGCCUUAUUUUUUAUUGGAUGAUAAAAUUGCUGUUGUUUUAUCAACGAAUAAAUGGAAUACAUUUGUUUAUGGACCAUUCACACUAAAUAUAAUUGAGAAAUCAUUGAAAUACUUUUGCACAAGCGUAUUUUGCUUGUACGCACGUUUAUGGUCAUUUACACCAUUUUGCUAUUCACCAACAUAUCCAACUCUUGAAAUAUUCAACUACUCUUAUCUUCUUCAAUCACGAGAAUUGACAGUUGAUGAACGUGCUUUAUUUUCAGUAUGGGGCGAUAAUCAAAUAUCACCAAAACUUGUUCUAAAUUUCGAACAAUUUCGAGAAAACUUUAACGCUCGAUAUAACUAUAAAUUCUGGGAAACCGACAUUGACUGGAAUUUAUUUGUAAUUGCAGGUGGUUCGGUUACAUUAUCAUUAUUAAAACAAACAUCAUUACAAAAAGGAUCGGAUGUCGAUUUAUUUUUUCUGAAAAAAGGUUCAAAAUUAUUUCAACAAUCUGUGAGCAAAACCUUUUCACCAUUAAUCAUCAUGCAACUAAUUCGUCCAACACAUACUGCAUCAAAUGUCUCUCAAAUCAUUCAUUCAUUUGAUCUCGAUGUUUGUGCAGCAGCAUUUAAUUCUAAACAAGUAACGAUUUCAUUUGCUUGCUUACAAGCAUUAAAUUCAGGUCAUGCGACUUGUUAUGAUAUGCCAACAUCAUCAUCACAAUACAUGAGAAGAGUAGUACGAUUACUUAAAUAUGAACAACGAGGUUUCAACAUAUUAUACCCCAAACAGUUUGAUAUAAAUACAUUUCUCUCUACUCCUAUUGAAGAUUGUAAAGAAACUCAACCAGAACGAAUUUAUCGUUUUCGACGCCGACAUUUUGGAGAUAAUUGUGACCAUUUCUCUAUUCAAAAACAAUUUUGUGAAUACUAUCGUUUGAAUUAA